Messenger RNA from Spizellomyces punctatus DAOM BR117, 1215 nucleotides. RefSeq lists its product as uncharacterized. Lineage: Eukaryota; Fungi; Chytridiomycota; Chytridiomycetes; Spizellomycetales; Spizellomycetaceae. Gene Ontology annotation, cellular component: Rad51B-Rad51C-Rad51D-XRCC2 complex; replication fork; centrosome. Gene Ontology annotation, biological process: telomere maintenance; reciprocal meiotic recombination; double-strand break repair via homologous recombination. Bases 21 to 1118 code for a protein of 365 amino acids. The transcript has 10 exons. Gene Ontology annotation, molecular function: single-stranded DNA binding; ATP binding; four-way junction DNA binding. The record is from RefSeq and is a predicted model, not a curated record.
ACUUUUUGGAGGGUCGCUCUAUGACGAUCCUCAUUAGCAUUGAUUGGAAUGACGAUAAGUUAACUGACGCAACGAAUAAGUUGGCAAGCGUCGGCAUCCGAACUGUCCGCGACCUGCUCCUCGCUGAUAGACAGCUAUUGUGUCGAACCGGACUCAGUAAUGAGACCCUGAACUUGUUAACGGACGCAGUAGUUGAACUUUCCCAAAGUAAACCGACGCCAGGUGACGUGGCUUUGGAGGAACAGAGAGCACAGCACAAAUUUCUGUCGACCGGCUGUCCUGGGAUCGAUCAGCUUUUGGAAGGCGGUUUGGCUUUGGGAGAAUUUGUAGAGUUUGCCGGCCCGCCAGCCACCGGUAAAACGCAGCUAUGCUUUUUCACAGCAAUUACGACAACCGCGGAUGACCCAACCGCCACUGUCCUUUACAUUGACUCUGGCAACGCAUUCUCCGCUUCCCGCCUGAGUGAUAUGUAUACGUACAGCGACCGCUUUCAGCAGUCGCGUGAAUCGGGAAUGGAUACCAAAAACAUUUUGUCGCGGGUGCGGUGUAUUCCUUGCUUUGAUGCGUUCUCUCUGGUGGACAUUAUGGAGGAGGUACAAAAGAGUUUGGCGGACAAGACGACAGACUUCUUCUCCAUGGUGCGCUUGUUGAUAAUUGACUCUAUAGGUGCUCUGCUGUCCCCCAUGGUUGGAUAUGGACAAAGUCAAGGGUAUGUCAUUAUGAUGACCAUCGCCCAAAUCCUCAAAUCGAUAGCGUUAUCACACGGUAUAUCCAUACUGGUAACAAAUUACUCGGUUUCAUCAGAUUUCAAAUCUACCGAUGUUGGAAGACCAUUCUCUGGGGGCAAAGAAGGGGCACGGAGAGAAAGAACGAAACCAGCUCUAGGAACGACAUGGAGCUACGUGCCCAACGUACGACUCUAUUUCACUCUUGAUGAAGAACCGAGCAUUGAAGGGAAGGAGGACGAUGAGGUCCUUACAUAUCGAAAUCGCCAAGGCGACAUCAUUCCCCUAGUAAAAAGAAGAAUAGAUAUAUACGCUUCACAUCGUUUGCGAGCAGGAGAUGGCUGUCACUUGUAUAUUGGUAGUUCAGAGCUACUGAGUUUUCCGUCACAAUAAAUGGGUCUCGAUUAGACAAUCCUCGUUUGCAUGCAUGAAAUUCAAAUGUAUUGACAGACAACAUGAACAUGCCCGCAACACCAUAAACAAAAUAAAC